CCCCCCCUUUCAGUUUGCAUGAGUGGAGCGCUCACUAGCGCUGCCAGUGGACAAUCAGACCCGCGCACCCACCUCCACACACGCUCGCAUUUCUCAUUUUGUUACUUCUACUCCAAAUUACAUCGCUGAGGCUUGGUGGCGCGGAGGAAAGAAGAAAAACCCAGAGAGAAUAGUUUGAAGCGCACGCCGCAGCGAGGCAGCGAACCACCACAUCCGACAUGGAGUCCCCGCCUGAUCCAGCGAGCGACCCGGGCAACAGCGCCUCGGAGCCGGCUACCCCGGUCAGGGAAAGCUCGGUAAGCCUGGAGACGCUCCGGAAAGCGGACCAUCCAGCCCCGGUUCGAAGGCAAACCUGCUCGAGCACCAAUCGAGGCACAAUUACCAGGGCCGUUUCAUCCCACGGAGAAGAACAAAGUAUGGUCUGGCAUGCAAAGCUUUUUCCAAAAGGUAUCUCGGUAACCAAGAAGACACACACAUCUCAAAUCGAAAUAAUUCCCUGCAAGAUCUGUGGAGACAAAUCAUCAGGCAUCCAUUACGGUGUGAUAACAUGCGAAGGCUGUAAGGGCUUCUUCAGGAGGAGUCAGCAGAGCAAUGCGGCCUACUCCUGCCCCCGUCAGAAGAACUGCCUGAUCGACCGCACCAGCCGCAACCGCUGCCAGCACUGCCGGCUUCAGAAGUGCCUGGCGGUGGGCAUGUCACGGGAUGCGGUGAAGUUUGGACGCAUGUCCAAGAAGCAGCGAGACAGCCUCUACGCCGAGGUCCAGAAGCAUCGGCUCCAGCAGCAACAGCGGGACCACCAACAGCAACCCGGGGAGGCGGAGCCUCUCACACCUAGCUACGGCCUCUCGGCCAACGGCCUGACGGAGCUCCACGACGACCUCGGCGGCUACAUGGACGGCCACACCCCCGACGGAACCAAACCGGACUCGGCUAUCAGCAGCUUCUACCUGGACAUCCAGCCCUCCCCGGACCAAUCCGGCCUGGACAUCAACGGCAUCAAGCCCGAGCCCAUCUGCGACUUUGCCCCCGGAUCUGGCUUCUUCCCUUACUGCUCCUUCACCAACGGAGAAACCUCCCCUACCGUGUCCAUGGCAGAACUAGAGCACUUGGCCCAGAAUAUCUCCAAAUCACACAUGGAGACAUGUCAGUACCUGAGAGAGGAGCUUCAGCAGAUGACCUGGCAAGCCUUCCUCCAGGAGGAGGUGGAGAGCUACCAGAGCAAGCCGCGGGAAGUCAUGUGGCAGCUGUGCGCUAUCAAAAUAACAGAGGCCAUUCAGUAUGUGGUGGAGUUCGCCAAGCGCAUCGAUGGCUUCAUGGAGCUGUGUCAGAACGAUCAGAUAGUGCUGCUCAAAGCAGGCUCUUUGGAAGUUGUGUUUGUCAGAAUGUGUCGUGCCUUUGACUCGCAAAACAACACGGUGUAUUUUGACGGAAAGUACGCCGGGCCAGAUGUGUUCAAGUCAUUAGGCUGUGACGACUUGAUCAGCUCCGUCUUCGAGUUUGGGAAAAACUUGUGUUCGAUGCACCUGUCUGAGGAUGAGAUCGCCCUGUUCUCCGCCUUUGUGUUGAUGUCUGCUGACCGAUCCUGGCUCCAGGAAAAGGUGAAGGUGGAGAAACUCCAGCAGAAGAUCCAGUUGGCUCUCCAGCACGUCCUGCAGAAGAACCACAGAGAGGACGGAAUUCUUACAAAGUUGAUAUGCAAAGUGUCGACACUGCGGGCGCUGUGCAGUAGGCAUACAGAGAAGCUCACGGCUUUCAAAGCAAUAUACCCAGACAUUGUGCGUGCCCACUUCCCCCCUUUAUAUAAGGAGCUGUUUGGAUCAGACUUUGAGCAGUCCAUGCCCGUUGACGGGUAGCGGCCCUGCCAGGUGCCAGCGCGCCCGCCAGCGCACCCUAGGGGAAUGUGGAGGUUGGAAUCUGAGACACUUUAUAUCGGUGGCCCGCACAAACCGGAGUGGACAAGAUGGCACGCUGCUCAACAUCUUCUUUUUCAUCCAAGAGUAAGGCUGGUGGAGUUGCUUCUCAAGGUUUUACUUCUUUGGAAGACUUUUGGGGAGGGGGGGGGGGGGCAAACUAUUUCUGACCCCGUUUGAACUUGACCAUUUUUUGCGCAUUUUAAAAUGAUGGAUGUCAAUCAUGAGUUCAUUUACCGGGAUUUGGUUGAACGAUAUCGUUCGACUUGGAAUUGUGUAAAUCCUUCAUUUUGAUGUUUCCAUUUUUUUUAUUAGACACUGAAACCUGCAAUAAUUGUCCCACACGUUUAAAAGUGAAAUGCGCACAAUUUGGUCACGUUCUGAUUUUUUUUUUUUCCUUUCUCGUAUUCAGUCGUAUCUUUUGGACGCAAACUCGCAGCAACUCGGAGGAAGGGGGGGGGGGGGGUCUGUCGACACGUUGAUGCAAUCGGCACCUCUCUGUGGACAAUCGUUUGAAGAUCUGACAGAGGGGGGGAAAAAAUAGAAUUCUGGUAAUUCUACUGAGAUGAUUUUUAGUUGUCAAAAAAAAAAAAAGAAAAACCUCCAUCCACCAUUGUUGCAUAGUGAAAUCAUGUAAGGCCAUCUGCUAUUAAUCCUUCUCUGGACGGGUGCCCCAGAGAAGCACGGGGCACCGACACGUUGAAAAGGCUCCAUUCCACCUGUUUUAUAAUGUACUACAGGGUAUAUGGUCAUAAGUACUUACUAUACAGAAAAAAAGUAAUGUUUAUAGAAUCUAUUUUAAAUAACAUGUAUGAUAUUCGUAGUUAGACGAUUCUUAAUUGUUCAAUUGAUAAGGCACUUUUCUUUACACCUUUGUUUAAUUUAAGACUUGUAUAUUUACCUAGUGAUGUGUUGCAUGUGCACAAGAAGAAAUACAAGUUGAAACCACAGCCGCGGAGGCUCGUCCCGGGAGCUGGAGAUGGUCGUGUGUGUUUUCGGCGUUGCGGCUUUGGUGGUCUUGAGAAGGCGGAUAAGAGAGAUAGGCCCACCUUAACCAAUUUAUUUAGCGCCUGCACAAUGAGAUGCAAGUGAGGCUCAGUUUUGGUUGAUUCUUGCUGGUUGUGUUCAAACUGACCUCUUGCGAAUAUUUUGCUUCUCAUGUAAGGUCACCAAAAUAUUAGGCAAAAGUGUCCAUCUAUUGUUCUAUGCCACUGCGAAUUAGAAGCACAAGAAUUAGGAUAUUUUGAAAUGAUUAUUUUUCUGUUGGGGUCAAUCAAAACUGAGCAAAAAAAAAAAAAAAUCUAUCAUACUUGCAGUUGAUAAUUGAGUGAGUUAAAGCAAAUUGAAUGAAUGAAAGAAUAUCAAAGCACAAAACUUUAUUUGAAUAAAUCUCGCCAAGUAUUUACAAUUUACAAUGAUGAAUUCCCCAACAUUCCCAGGAAAUCACAAUGCCCAAUCCCCCUAAUAUUUUGUCCAGCGCAAUCCAAUUGCCCCAUCUAGCGGAAGGCGGAGGUACAGCAGGUAACAAAACUGCCUCUUGACACUGAAAUAGAUUUUAUUUCUGUUUCUGGAGUGGCUUUAUCUGCCUUCUCAGGCCAACAACGCAGAAAAAAAAAAACAAUGAAGGGAACGUGAAUAUUCAAAGCCUUGUCUGGUCGUAAAGCUUCUAUUUUUGUAACACGUUUUUUUUUUUUUUUAUUUGGUGAAUGAACUCCAGAACGAGAGGAAGGGAGGGAUGUCAGAUAGCACUUAACUAUAUUCCUGCAAUAAUUAGACUAGCGCUUGUUUGUACAAUUAGGGAAGAGAAGCAUAAAACGCUAGGACAAGUGCUAUUUUCAGAAUGCUUUGUUGUUGUGCUUCUGUUUUUGUUGAGUGUGUCUUUCUUGUCGGUGUGGUCGUAAAGUGAUAGAACAAACACACGCACACACGGAAAACCUGAAUGUGCCAAACAGUACUCUGCUUUCUGGUCUGUUAUGUAGAAUGGACUCCUAAAACAUUCCAGCAAAUUCAGUAGCAACUUGGAGGAAGAACUUUAUUUUUAAAGGCGACAUUUCAAGAGAAAAAAAAAAAAGUCUGUGAAAAAGAAAAUAAAAAGAUAUCCCUUUAGAGCGUCACCAACCACGACAUUGAAUCCACUUUUGAUUUGCUGCUUGCACACCAUCAUUCCUUUGCCGUGCAAUGUGCACAAGGUGUAAACUACCGCCUUGUGCUGUCACCCCUCAGGGAAGAGUUUGUUUUUGCGCGUCUUUUUUAGUUUCCGUUUGAUUGUUGCAUUGUUGUGUUAAGGCUGAACGGAAAAAAAAAAAAUUGUCAUUCUCCCCUCCACCCAAUAUCGCAAUUUACAAUACCAUUAUCAGAUUUAUUAGAAUAAAUGUUUUGCUAUUAUAGUUUCGGCUCGAAUAAUAUGCACAGUGGAUUAGUUUGAAAGACACUUUAUUUGUAUUUCAAUUAGCCCGAGUUUGUGUUCAGGGAUGCUCCACCGCACAUAGUCCAGAUUAACACGUGACAUACAAAAAAAAUGAAAUAUCACAAAACCAUCUCCAAGAAAAAGAAACAAAAUCACAAUUUUAUCAGUACUCAUAAACAACAAAAUCUGUUUUAGAUGAAGGUGUCAUCAGGGUCCCUCUUUGUUAGCAAAACCAAAUAUUCUUAUGCAAUACUUAAUCUGUUUGGGUUGUAAUAUUUAUGCUGUACCUAAGUAAUAAUCUCUGUUGUGAUGCACAAGCCCUGUACCACGAGUAAAACCUCAGUCUCCCAGCAGAACAAACUUUCCAGUCUGGAAAAAAUGCUAGACAAUCCAGGAAGGAGAGGCCCGGCCGAGAGGAUGAGGUGUGUCCGCUCAGGGAGGAGACGGUUAUAGACGCUCACACACACACAUGCACACGCGCACACACGUGAAGAGCUGGAAUUUUCCUGAUAUUUAUUCUGUUUCCUUAAACUGCAGGAAUAUUGCUCAACAUGAAAAAAAUUAAGUGUUUUGUAAUGUAUCCUACAGUAAAAAAAAACAAACAAGCAAUAUGGCCUUGUUGUGUAAUUACGGGUUUGACUGACAUGACUCCAAAACGUUUCCAAGUAAUAAAUCCGCCGUAGCUUGCGGCGGGCGACCAGACGCACGAGUCUCCAACAACUUUAAAGAUGUACAGUGGCGUCUUUCUGUACAGUCACACUUCAUGAAGCGAGGGAUUGAUGUGUGCUAAGUGUGCUAUUCAAUCAGUGUAUAGUUUAACGGGUCCUCCUGUCUCUGCUCUGUUGUCUCUUUGUAAAAAAAAAAAAAAAAAAAAAAAAGAAAUAGUUUGUGCGUACGUUUGUGUGUGUUUUGUUGUCAGUGUGAUUAAAUAAAUGAAAAGAAAAAAAACCCAGACAAGGCUUUAAUAAUUACAAAGGAACAGGGUGAUGUGAAUGAAAAGGUCUUGAUAUAUAAAUCUUUUUUUUUUUCCUCUCUUUUGGAAAUGCUGAGCUCCAUCCAUCCUCAGUAGGUAGCAGUUUCAAAGUGUGACAUAACGUCUUCAACAAUGCAACUGGACUCACCAAGCCUGUUGGAAUACGCUUAUUGACAAUUCUAUUUAUAUAUAUAUGUUUUAUUUCUAUUCAAUUUUGGCUGGAAGAACUUGCAUUGUUUAUAGCCCUAUAAUGAAUUCCCUAUCAAGCACGAACGACACUGACUGACAAAGUGAGCGUUCCUGCCGACAAAUUGUGAAAAUGUUAUGUCACGCUUCAAGGUUGGCCGUCAUGUUUUUAACAAAAAAAAAAAAAGGUGUCAUUUUCCAAAGCACAGCUGAUAAGGUUUCAAAGUAGGAAUAUAGUUUAAAAGAAAAAAAAAAAAGCAACUUUUAGCCAUAAUUGAAUGUCAAGCAAUAAUAUAUGUCUUUGUGUAUAAUUUUGGAUUUUUCUUUCCUUUCUGUGCAUAUUAGUCUUUUGAGCAUCUGCAUGUAAAUACACCUCUUAUUUAUCAUGUUUGGGUUGUAUUUUAUUUUUUAUUUGGUUUCAUUUGCACAUCUGGAGUUUUAACCAGGUGGACAACCAAGAACUUGACAUGGCCUGUAAAGUUGAUUCUCUCACUAUUGCUCGCUCUCAUCCUCUGCUGUUCACUCACCAUAUUUAAUAAUAUUGAUCAUGUGUAUAAAGGUAGCUUCUGUCUGUAUAGGUAAGAGGAAAAAAAAAACUGCUACUAAGGCCUACCCGAUGAGAAUAUUGAUGUGCUAAUCAGCUCCACCAUAUUGUAUGGAUAAUUCUACUUUGCUUCUUUCAUUUAGUAUUAGUCUUAGGGUGUGCUGAUUUAUUUUGUGUGGUGCUAGGUACGUUUGUGAACAAAUGAUUAAUUACUAAGCCUGGCCACCCUAUUAGUUGAUUCAUUUCACUGCAUACAGUAUUAAUCUUGAUAUUAGGACUCGAUUAAUGAUAAUGAAAGCGAUAAAAGUUACCCAGCCAGUACCUGUAUCAGUGUGCUCGUCUUGGGGUUAUAAGGGGGACAGUCUAAAAUGUUUCACGUCUAAAAAAAAAGAGAACUUAAUGUCUGACACCAUUGAUUGAUAAAAGCACAUGAUGACAGACAUUUGCGAUCAUCAACACAAUUUAAUCAACCUAUGCCAAUUUUACCUGCUGCAAAUAUUUGAAUGGUCAGUCCAAUAUUUUGGAUUUUUUUGGACAUUAAAUCCCACCUAAUGAGGAAAACGCUUAACGUUCAUGACUUCCCAAAUAUUUAGACGAUCAUUCUAAUCAUUUCAGAUGUUGAAGUGAGCAUAAGUCCACAUUGCCAUUUUAAUUUUAGUCAUUUAAUUUAUGGUAAGCAAUACUGAGAAUUUCUCUGUAAUGAGAAUGCUCAAAAGAGUUGUUGUUUUUUUUAUUGUUUUUAUUUUUAACUUGAUGGCAUUAUGGGAUAAAUGCUACGUUUGUAGAAAAUACGUCCGAACGUACUUAUGCUAAGUACGUUCGGAUGUAUUUGCGAGUACGUUAUUUACCUGCCAGAAUAUUUUCACUCCAAUUUUCUGUAGUUUUAUGUCAAAAACAAUGAAUUGAAAUGUUUUUACCCUUACAUUCAGCGUAUUAGACUGUCCCUAAUUAGGCACUUAUUUCCUUUAGCUAGUAUCGGCUAAGUAACAAGCUAAUUAACGGAUGCUUUGUGGGGAAAAAUUGAUGUUUAAACUGAUGCAGCAGUGUUUUGUUUCUCUUUGUCCGAUUGUAAGUUUUAAAUUCAGCAACAAGAACAGUUUGAGCCUGUAGUUUGUCAAGUAUUUACUGUAACCCGCUGGUUAUCUGCGUAGGCCCUUACACAAUGCAGGGAAGUGGCGCUUUGAUUUUGUUCCGUUGCCCAUUCGGAAGGAAAAAGCGUACACGGAAGGAAGACGUUUCCUCGUCAUUGUAGCAAAUGCUGGCAAUAAAAUACAGUGUAUCACACUGAGUGCCUCUCGGUGUAGCAAAAGCACAUACGUGAUUUUAGUUGUCCUUUUAAGAUCUGUAUUCCGAACUGUGUUUUGUUCAGUUCUCACAAAGUUGUUUUUUUUUUUUAACAUGUGAAACAUUUUCAUGCAGUGUUAAAGGAUUUCAAUGUACGGACUCAUUCCUCUCAUUUUGUCUGGGUGGCAAUUGAAUGCUCAUUUUACACAGGUUACCUGGAAAAAAAUGUCAGUCCACUUUUUUCUUUUCUAUUUUUACCACUUUUCUGUACAUUUCAUGUUGUCGUCCGUGUUGGUCAUGUUCUAAGAAAGUUGAAGCGGAGGUGGAGUCUUUCUUUUUCCAAGUAAGAGCAACGCAAAUUGAGGGAAAGCUCAGAUCAGCGUGUGGUUGUCACCAAUUUUCAAGUCACAUGUUUGCUACUGAUGUUAAAUUAAAUUAGGGGCCAGAUGCUCAUGUACCUUUUGAAUCCAGCUCUUUUGAACUCUCUUUAGCAGGUAGUCAACUCACAAACGUAGUUUUGCUCCUUCUUGUCUGAUGAUUCUUAAAGAUGAAAAUAAGUAUUUUGAUUCAUUUUGUAAAUACGGCUGUAAAGAAAAAUAAGAAAUUUAAUGUUGUCUUUUAAAUACUUUUCAUUCUAAUAUGAAUGUUGUUAUAUUGUACUUAGAAACUGUACCUUUAAUAUUACCUUUAUUAAAAGUGCAUUGGACACAUCGGUUUUAGAUGUGCUUUAUGUGCUGUUAUCCCAUAAUAAAAUUUACCGCUUGUAAUGGG
This is a messenger RNA of Syngnathus typhle (broad-nosed pipefish), 8075 nucleotides long. RefSeq names its product RAR-related orphan receptor A, paralog a (gene roraa). Bases 219 to 1853 code for a protein of 544 amino acids. Lineage: Eukaryota; Metazoa; Chordata; Actinopteri; Syngnathiformes; Syngnathidae. The transcript is spliced from 12 exons. Gene Ontology annotation, biological process: regulation of transcription by RNA polymerase II. Gene Ontology annotation, cellular component: nucleus. The record is from RefSeq and is a predicted model, not a curated record. Gene Ontology annotation, molecular function: zinc ion binding; nuclear receptor activity; RNA polymerase II cis-regulatory region sequence-specific DNA binding.